Cooperia oncophora is the source of this 564-nucleotide messenger RNA. The record is from the annotation of a GenBank genome assembly. Lineage: Eukaryota; Metazoa; Nematoda; Chromadorea; Rhabditida; Trichostrongylidae.
AUGAACCACGAACUGAUGUUCUUUGUAACAAGGAACGCUAGUUGGUCAUGCCAUUUCGAUGACGACAACUAUGUCAACAUUGGAAUGCUUAGACGUCUUCUGGCGUCGAUGAAUUCUACAUUACCAUUGUACCUCGGAAAAUCGUCCACACAUCGACCGCUCAAAGUUUCAUUAUUGGAUGGGAGAAAGAUUCCCAUAUGGUUUGCCACUGGUGGAGCCGGUAUCUGCCUUUCACAAGGAAUUCUUGGUCAUUUGAGGAAAUACGUUGUGGAGCACAGAUUUGAAGCUCUCUGCGACAAGUACAUGCUACCUGAUGAUGUCACGCUUGGGCUAAUUAUCACACACCUUCUGAAAGUGCCUCUCACAAUCAUCCAUGAGUUUCAUUCUCAUCUCGAACCACUUCACCGAAUGCAGCCGUCAGAUAUUCCUUCUCAGAUCUCAUUCGGUGGAAGCGAACAACCGUUUGGACUUCAUGGAAUCAAUUUCGGGCAGCUGACACCUUCAGUACGCAAUGAUCGAUUGCGAUUUCGUGCCCUACACGCAUUCCUUAAAUCUAUUAGGUAG